Messenger RNA from Sphaeramia orbicularis (orbiculate cardinalfish), 1543 nucleotides. RefSeq names its product protein C19orf12 homolog. Bases 152 to 577 code for a protein of 141 amino acids. Lineage: Eukaryota; Metazoa; Chordata; Actinopteri; Kurtiformes; Apogonidae. The transcript is spliced from 3 exons. The record is from RefSeq and is a predicted model, not a curated record.
AACAUUUUUUUUUCCUCCCACAAAGCAUUGCGUCCACAAGCUCAGAAAUCAGGAGCGCUACCGGCUCUGAAACCGAUUUCUUUAUUUUAUUUUAUUUUAUUUUAUUUUAAAUACAAGAAAAACAAAUACCGAUGUGGAUAGCAAGGCAAGUAUGGGCCAUCGAAUUGAAGAUGUCAUGAAGCUGUGCUGCGAGUUGUCUGCCAAUCAGCAAAUCAAAACUACGGUGAAGAGCUCUGGAAAGGGAGCAGCAGCAGCUGGGGGUCUGGCCUUUGCAGGGGGGCUGGUUGGGGGUCCUCUUGGUAUUGCAGUGGGCGGAGCUGUUGGAGGCCUUUUGGGAUGUUGGAUGACCAGUGGACAAUUCAAACCUCUGCCUCAGAUCAUCAUGGAGCUGAGUCCUCAGCAGCAGCAGAAGCUUUAUGACGAUCUCAUGGCCAUCCUUGGAGACAUUCAGUGGACAGACAUGGUCCAGCUCACAGCUCUGGUGAUGGGAAACGCCACCCUGAAGCAGCAGCUUACAGCAGCUCUUCUUGGUUAUAUCACCAAGGAACUCCAGGCAGAGGUCCAUUAUGUGGAUUAGUGUGUGUGUGUGUGUGUGGAAACUGAUGUAAAUUACUGGGAUCCUUAUGAUGAACAUGAACUGUUUUAUGAACAUUUGAAAAAAUGUGAAAUUACUUGUAUAAAAAUUGUACAGACACAAUCACAGUCAUGCUAACAGGAGACAAAAGUUAUGAGAGCAGAUUGUGAAUUAAGAGAGCUGUAUGACUGGAAUAAUUUAUUACUGGAAGUGCACUUAUCAGUUGAAGGAAUUAUUUAUUCAGUAUGCUUUUACCAGCACUUAUAAUUAUGUCUGGCUGUGUAUGGUACUUUAAAUUAAUUUCUGCCAAAGUGGUGUAGUUAUGGAAGAUACAGAAGAUAAUGUAGAUCAUCUGCACAGUCUGAAAUAUUUUAAUUAAUGCAAAUGUAUCAACUACUGGGUUUUCAGUUUAAGGGAUUAUUUUGCCAGUAUUAUGUUACAGUAUAUUGGUAUUUAUGAGUGACAAAAAUAAACAUCAGCGUAUGAAGUUUUCAUAUUUAAAGUGUGACAAUACUGACCAGGUAACAUGUUUGCGACAAGAACCUCGACCUUAAUAUUCAUAUAGAUUUUUGGCAGUACAUACUUUGACUCAUUAUAGCAUAGGAGUAAGUCCUUUAACAAUGACUGCAUUACAAGUGCAAGUAUGAAUUACACUGUUUUGGUUCAAUGGCAUAGCUUCCGGAACAAUCGAAUAGAUCCAUCAUUAAUAUUAUUGGAUGACUUGUGUUCCUCCCGCUGUGAUGAGAAAAAAAAUAUAAGCUCUGACAAAGGUCUAUUAAGGGACCUGUGGUUUAAGGCUUUCCCAUUAGUGUCAUACACUGUACAUGUAAUGAGUUUUUUAAGUCUUUUAAACAUCACAGUAAAGCUGGAUGUCUGUGAAAGUUUUCUGUUGUCCAGGUCAUCAUUCAUUCUUAGUUUUUCAACAUCCAAAACCAGUUCAAUGCUGAAAAUAAACUAAGGAUAGUAAAG